AUGUUCUGUGGUUUACGUGCUCCACGUCAUGUUUACAGUUGUACCAUUAAAAAUAAUACACCAACUGAAUUGAAAGUGCAAGUUGAAUAUCGUGGUGUGGCUGAUAAACAUACAGAGAAAUUAGAUGUUCAAAUAGCUAGUGGUGAAGAACAGAAAGUGAAUGAAAAAGUCUUUCAGCAUGAUGAUGGUAGUAGUAGUGGACGUAAAACGGUACAUCGUAUUAAAGUACGUAAAUUUGAUGGUAAAGAAUUAGAACUAAAAGAACCAUUUGAUAAUGUUACAAGUCCACAACAGAAAUGGAUUUUUGAAAUUAAUGAAGAUGAAAUUAAGAGUGUUGGACCGUCAUCACCAUAA
Molecule: messenger RNA, 354 nt
Organism: Didymodactylos carnosus
Lineage: Eukaryota; Metazoa; Rotifera; Eurotatoria; Philodinida; Philodinidae
Source: the annotation of a GenBank genome assembly